AUGGCUUCCAGAAAUCCACAUGGAUUGACCACAAUGGAUGCUUCCACGUUUCUCGUCAUUGUUCAUUCUAGUUCCAGCGGAGCCUCAGCUAAGCUUUCAUCCGCGUCGCUCAAUUCCAACUCACAAUCAGUCUCCGUUUCGCAACAAAGUCAUGGAGGCGGUGGCCAUGGAGGUGGUGGCCACGGAGGUGGUGGCCAUGGAGGCCACGGAGGCGGAGGUCAUGGAGGUCAUCAUGGAGGCGGCCACCAUGGUGGACACGGGCACCAUGGUGGACAUCAUGGUGGACACCACG
Cooperia oncophora is the source of this 292-nucleotide messenger RNA. The record is from the annotation of a GenBank genome assembly. Lineage: Eukaryota; Metazoa; Nematoda; Chromadorea; Rhabditida; Trichostrongylidae.